GAGUGUGUGAGGAGAGUCAGCAUGUCCGCAGCUGUAACAGACAGGUUGGGCUUCACAGUGGGAGACUAUGCCGUGUUUGGUGCCAUGUUGGCUGUCUCCAUGAUUAUCGGUCUAUUUCAGUCUUUGCGCUCACAUGGACGAAGGUUCUCAGAUUCAGAAAAGGUGGAGAAUUUCUUCACGGGUGGGCGUAGCCUGGGGGCGGUGCCAGUGGGUGUGUCCCUGUGUGCAAGCUUCAUGUCGGGCGUGCAGGUCCUUGGGGUUCCGGCUGAGUCGUACUUGUACGGCUUAAAGUUCCUCUACAUGUGUUUGGGUCAAGGCAUCAAUUCCUUCCUGACGGCCACGCUGUUCCUCCCUGUGUACUACAGACUGGCCAUCACCUCCUCCAACCAGUAUCUGAGGAUGAGGUUCGGCAGAGGCAUGCAGCUGCUGGGAAGUCUGCAGUUUCUCAUAGCUACACUUCUCUACACUGGCAUUGUUAUCCUUGCUCCUGCACUCAUCCUAAAUCAGGCUACAGGGUUGAACAUGUGGGCGUGUCUGAUCUCUACCGGACUCAUCUGUACUCUCUACACAAGUCUGGGAGGAAUGAAGGCCGUGGUGUGGACGGAUGUGUUUCAGGUCGUGGUGAUGCUUUCGGGUUUUAUCGUCGUCUACGUUCACGGCACCGUCCUGGCAGGAGGACCAGCGCGAGUCCUAGAGACCGCCAACAACGGGUCACGCAUCAACUUUAAUGAUUUUGAAUUAGAUCCUCAGAGGCGAUACUCCUUCUGGAGUUUUACGGUCGGAGGGACGAUGGUGUGGUUAUCCAUGUACGCAGCCAAUCAGGCUCAGGUGCAGCGCUACAUCUCCUGCAGGACAGAGCGGCAGGCUAAGUGGGCUUUGUUGAUCAAUCAGGUGGGUUUGUGUCUGAUCGUGAGCAGCGCGGCUGUAUGUGGUGUCGUGAUGUUCGCUCUUUAUUCACACUGCGAUCCUCUCAAAUCUGGCCGAAUUACUGCAUCAGAUCAGUACAUGCCGUAUUUGGUACUUGAUAUUUUUCGGGACCUUCCUGGCUUUCCUGGACUUUUCCUGGCCUGUGCAUACGGUGGAACAUUAAGUACGGUCUCGACCAGCAUUAACGCCAUGGCUGCAGUUACGAUGGAGGAUCUGCUAAAGCCUUUAAUGAGUGACUUAUUACAGAGGAAACAGAUGCAGCUCUGCAAAUUACUAUCGUUUCUGUAUGGAGCCGGCUGCAUCACUACAGCAGCUCUCUGCUCUCUCCUGGACUGGGGAGUUCUGCAGGGCUCGUUUACGGUAAUGGGUGUGGUUAACGGGCCACUCCUCGGCACUUUUAUACUGGGCAUGUUCAUCCCAGCUGCAAAUAAACAGGGUGCGUUUGCUGGCGUGGCGGUGGGGUUCUCUCUCGCUCUGUGGCUCGCUGUUGGAAGCUCCAUUUAUCCUCCAAACCCACAGAGGAUGGGGGUGUUACCCACCAGCACAGACUACUGUCCUUCAGCUAACACUACACACAACUCCACCAUGCUAACCCCACCAUCGCCUACGCUAACACCUCCAGGAGCUGCAGAGACCUGGCAUUAUGGGCUUCGUGAUUUUUACGCCAUAUCCUACCUCUACUUUGGAGCGCUGUCCACCGGAGCAUCUGUGCUAGUGGGAUCAGUGGUCAGCUACCUGACAGGACCGACAGAGAGAGGCUCGAUCCUGCCUGGUCUGCUGUGGUGGGAUCUGAAACCUCAGCGUGAGGAUCCUCAGGAAGGCACAGAUGAAUCGAUGAUCAUUAAUCCCCCCGUCGUCCAUCUGAACCCUGACAAAGACACUGAUCAAGAGGGAAAAGCUGUAUCUGUUCUGUGAGGAAUGUUCCUGAUCUGUCUAAUUUGUGGAUGCAGAAGAAGACGUGCGUCCUCAUAAUCAUGUGUGUGUUUUAUAUCAACAAAUACAACUUAACCGCAGUGGAAUAAAUAAUUCUUCCUUCUGUUGAUUUUGUUUGAUCUCUCUCUCUCUUUGAUGUUAGACUGCAACAGACAGACGGAUAUUUAAUGCCCGAC
This is a messenger RNA of Clarias gariepinus (North African catfish), 2036 nucleotides long. It is a transcript of the gene slc5a5, whose product is annotated as solute carrier family 5 member 5. Gene Ontology annotation, molecular function: symporter activity. Lineage: Eukaryota; Metazoa; Chordata; Actinopteri; Siluriformes; Clariidae. The transcript is spliced from 16 exons. The record is from RefSeq and is a predicted model, not a curated record. The coding region runs from base 22 to 1842 and encodes 606 amino acids. Gene Ontology annotation, cellular component: membrane. Gene Ontology annotation, biological process: iodide transmembrane transport; sodium ion transport.